AUGUCUUCCCUGGUGAAUUACGAAAGCGGAGACGAAAGCGACGAUGAUAACAAAAUGGAUGAAUCGAACUCAAUUGGAAGUCCUACUAAGAGAUGCUCACUUGAUGAGAAGCAGACGAGUCAGAAGAUGGAAGACGAAUGGGAUAACUUUGAGAAAAUGAUUAGUGACAAAUCAGGCAGCCAGCAGCAAGGGCAAAACAUGUUGGACCCCCCUAGCUUGAACACCAUCAGCUAUCCGAGUUACAAACAGUCAACUGACCUUACCAGAAGCAAUUUACUCUUUAAGAGGUCGACCAAAGAAAAAGAAGAGGAUAAGAAUACUCACAAAGAAAGAAAAUCAGACAAAAUUGAGUCUGGCAAAUCUACCUGCAAAGAGGACAAAGAUUCGCCACCAGUGCCAGACUCCCGCAAACGAAAGAUUUCAGAUAUCAGCAAAGAUGACAACAGCGCCAAAGAUAAUAAAAAUGUAAAGAAUAAAAGCGAAAAUGAUGACGAAUGCCGACAGCGCGAUGGCAAAAACAAAAUGAAAAGAAGGUCAAGAUCACGUUCCCAUUCUAAAAAACGAAUGUUUAGAUGUAGAUUCUCGCCGAGCAACGAAGCAAGGAGGUUGAAGCAUUAA
Molecule: messenger RNA, 618 nt
Organism: Helobdella robusta
Lineage: Eukaryota; Metazoa; Annelida; Clitellata; Rhynchobdellida; Glossiphoniidae
Exons: 4
Coding region: 1-618 (205 amino acids)
Source: RefSeq, a predicted model, not a curated record